CGGGCAGGAGCGGAGCCGACAUGGCGGCCGGCGCGGUGCGGCGCUGGCCUUGGGGCCCGGCGCGCAGGCUCGGGCUGUCCGCCUGCCGCAGCUACAGCAGUGGCGGGAGCAGCUCCCCCGGGGUCCCCCUGACGGCGCCUCUGCCCGGUGCGCCGACGCCCCUCUUCGCCACCGCCGACGCCCGGGAGGGCUUCGAGACGAAGGUGACGGUGCUGGAGAACGGGCUGCGGGUGGCCUCCCAGAACAAGUUCGGCCAGUUCUGCACGGUUGGGAUUCUUAUAAAUUCAGGAUCAAGAUAUGAAGCGAAAUAUGUUGGUGGUAUUUCUCAUUUUCUGGAAAAGCUGGCUUUUUCGUCCACAGCUCAGUUUGGCAGUAAGGAUGAAAUCCUCCUCACCUUGGAAAAGCAUGGUGGCAUCAGUGAUUGCCAGGCAUCAAGGGAUACCACAAUGUAUGCCAUUUCUGCAGAUGUUAAAGGCCUGGAUACUGUAGUUGGUUUGCUGGCUGAUGUGGUGCUGCAGCCCAGGUUAACAGAUGAAGAGAUUGAAAUGACUCGUAUGGCAGUUCGCUUUGAAUUGGAGGACUUAAACAUGAGACCUGAUCCAGAGCCAUUGCUCACAGAGAUGAUUCAUGCGGCAGCUUACAGAGGAAACACUGUGGGAUUGAAUAGGUUCUGUCAAGCAGAGAACAUUGAGAAAAUCGACAGAAAAGUCCUCCAUUCAUACCUGCAGAAUUACUACACACCUGACAGGAUGGUGUUGGCUGCUGUAGGGAUUGAGCAUGAAAGGCUUGUGAACUAUGCCAAGAAGUACCUCCUUGGAAUCAAGCCAGUGUGGGGAAGUGCAGUGGUCAAGGCUGUCGACAAGUCAGUUGCCCAGUACACUGGCGGGAUACUCAAGCUUGAAAAGGACAUGUCAGAGGUUAGUUUGGGGCCUACUCCAAUUCCAGAAUUGACCCACAUCAUGAUUGGGCUGGAAACCUGUUCAUUUCUGGAAGAAGACUUCAUUCCCUUUGCUGUGUUAAACAUGAUGAUGGGUGGCGGUGGAUCUUUUUCAGCUGGAGGGCCAGGCAAAGGCAUGUUCACCCGGCUGUAUCUUAAUGUACUCAACCGGCAUCACUGGAUGUAUAAUGCUACCUCCUACCAUCACAGCUACGAGGAUACGGGCCUUAUGUGCAUCCAUGCCAGUGCAGACCCAAGGCAGGUCCGAGAAAUGGUGGAAAUAAUUACCCGGGAGUUCAUUUUAAUGGCAGGAGCAGUGGGAGAGGUUGAGCUUGAGCGAGCCAAGACCCAGUUGCAGUCCAUGCUCAUGAUGAACCUGGAGUCCCGGCCAGUGAUUUUUGAGGAUGUCGGGAGGCAAGUGUUGGCAACAGGCAUGCGGAAGCUGCCGCAUGAGCUCUGUGUUCUGAUAGGUAAAGUAGGAACAGAAGACAUCAAGAGGGUGGUAACAGAGAUGCUGCAUAAAAAGCCAGCAGUUGCUGCACUAGGGGACUUAACAGAGCUGCCCAGUUAUGAAAAUAUCCAGGCAGCCCUCUCCAGUAAAGAUGGGCGACUCCCGCGAGUAUACCGGCUGUUUCGGUAAAGCUGCAGCAGACACCGCACAGAGGUUUCCUGUGGUGUGGAAUAGGGUAUUGGCGUGUGCAAGAAGUGCAGCAGAUCACUCUUCAGCCACCUGCAGAGCUGGUCUGGUGUGUGUCAGUUCAGGUGCCUUGGGCCGUCACUCUUCCCUGCAAGACUUCUUGAGGUGCUGAGAUAGCUUGCUUGGUUUCUUCCGGAUUUGAGGUGUUAUCCAUGCUGAUAUCUUAAAUCAGAUGACUGUUAAGCAGCUGACCAAGACCUGUCAUGAAUCAUGGAAGAUAAUACAAAUUAAAAGUUCAGUAGGCCAGGCAUCCUGUAACAUCUUGAUUUUUACUUGUGCAUAAAAAAAGACUUCUUGUGGUUAGUAAACCCAUCUUCCUUUAA
Messenger RNA from Eublepharis macularius, 1957 nucleotides. It is a transcript of the gene PMPCA, whose product is annotated as peptidase, mitochondrial processing subunit alpha. NCBI's taxonomy places the organism in Eukaryota, Metazoa, Chordata, Lepidosauria, Squamata, Eublepharidae. Gene Ontology annotation, molecular function: metal ion binding; metalloendopeptidase activity. The transcript has 13 exons. Bases 21 to 1577 code for a protein of 518 amino acids. Gene Ontology annotation, cellular component: mitochondrion. The record is from RefSeq and is a predicted model, not a curated record.